This is a messenger RNA of Symbiodinium necroappetens, 3441 nucleotides long. The record is from the annotation of a GenBank genome assembly. Lineage: Eukaryota; Dinophyceae; Suessiales; Symbiodiniaceae.
GUUGGGGUUCAUGAACUGCAGAUGCAGAACCGCAAGUUCGAAGGGUGGUUCCAGAGCUUCGGGACUCAGCUUUCCGAGAGCCAGGCUCAAGUCACCGACUUGCAGAGAACCAUGCAAGGCCAGCAGGCUGAUGUCGCCAAGCUUCGUGGUGAGGUUUCCUCUGCAGUGAGUUCCCUCAAAUCUGACAUGAACACUCGCCUUGAUGAUCAGCUGCAGCGCAUUGAGGCCUUGCUUAGCAAGAAAUCCAGGCACACUCCAGACAAGUUCGCAUCACCACCGGCGCUCCUGUCGCCCUGCGUCCCAACUCUCUUUGGGCUGGCGCCUGGUCUGGCUACUUUUCAUUGUGUGGGCGCCCUGCCAGUCAUCACUGCCAACAUCUAUGGGUACCCGGGACCCACCUUUCCUGAUGCCCGGGAGAGGACGGACCUCCUCUUCGAAGUUCUGACACGUGAAAUUGUGUUGGGGCGUACCGGAGUACGUGCCAUUGUCGGUGACUACAACCACCACCCCGACGUUCUGCAUCAAAUCAGCAUUUGGCGUAUGCAUGGCUGGCAAGAGGUACAAGUGAUCGCUUCUGAGAGAUGGGGCCACGCCCCGCAGCCCACCUCUAAGGGGGCAGCUUUCCGCGAUCACAUUUUUGUGAGCCCUGAAGCCGCCGCCUUGCUCAAUGCCGUUGAAGUGCGGGACAUCUUUGCAGAACAUAGCACCGUAAUUGCUAGUCUGUCUCUGGAUGGGGUUUUCCAGGCCCAGACUUGGCCAUUGCCCAGCGAAAUCCCUUGGGCACACAUCGACAUAGCUGCCUGGCAAGCCUCUGCCCCCGCCUCAGGUGCCAACAGCUCCGAUGCCACCACGUGGCUCAAACAAUUUGCCUCUGGCUUUGAGGCCAGUCUUGAUCGGCACGGCAAAUCGCUCCCCUCUGCUCGAAUGCCUCAUCGCUGUCACGGCAGGGCCUCCCGCACCAAGCCGAUGUACACUCGUGUUGUCACGCCUCCGUCCGCCUCUCGGGAGGGUGAGGAAGUAAUCAGCCAUAGCCUGCUCAGCCUUGAAGUUAAGCGAUGGUUCCAACAACUUCGUCGCUUGCAGCAAUCUCCAAGGCAAAGGGAUUCCAGGAUGGUUUUGCCCAAUGGUGGCAGCAUCGGCAAAUCAAGCUCCAAGGCUCGCCUGACUCCCUUCCGGGUCGCGUUUGAGGCCUGGAGCACUAGACAGCGACACUCGGUUCUGCGCGAGCGCUAUGCACAUGACAGCAAUCUUCUUUUCCGUGACCUUCGGGAUGACAAGCCUGAGCAGGUCCAGCUCGAUUCCGAUCUGGACACUAGGGGCACAUCAGAGUGGCGUCUUGAUGGCCAACCAGUUUUUCUCGCUUCCCCAGACCAUUGUGUUGCCACUAUCUCGCCGCCCAAGCGCAUCCCUGUUGAUGCCGAGCUUGAGCAGGAUCUCCCCUCUGAGCACUGGAAUCGUGUUAUCAACUUUGCUGCCGUGCACUUGCCCACGGGCCCGGAUGGUUUUGCCCUGGCCGACCUACGAAAUAUGCCAGACAGUCUUGCGGUUGAGCUGCUAAGUUUUCUCAGCUCCAUUGAGGCUGGUGUUCAGGUCUGGCCAGAACAGUGGCUGCUUGGCUUCGUUUGUGGACUUAAGAAGCCUAAUGGUGCCCUGGGCGCCGACGGCUACAGGCCAAUAGUGCUGCUCUCCAUUGUUUAUCGGUGUUGGAGUGGCUUGCGCGCCCGACAACUCCUGAAGCACUUCAAGGAUGUUAUGCCUGCCACCGCACUCGGUUUCUUGCCGGGUCGUGAAACAACAGACUUCUGGUGGCAGCUGGAGGCCAUCGUUGAGCUCUCCUGUCAAGGCGGCCUGGAGCUGUGUGGCUUUUCCACAGACAUCGUCAAGGCCUUUAAUGCUCUGCCACGUGAGCCCAUUUGGCGCAUCGCUGCACAAAUUGGCUUCCCGUCCUCUGUUCUCGUGCCAUGGCGGGAUUUCCUUGGCAGGCUCCAAAGGAGGUUUCUCAUUCGCCAGUGUGUAAGUGAGCCCCUACGUUCUCACGCAGGUUUCCCUGAGGGUUGUGCACUUAGCACCACUGCCAUGAACAUUGCCUGCUUGGUUUUCCACAGGUACUUGGAAGUGUUUGGCCGCAGCAUCUCCCCCCAUUCUUAUGUUGACAACUGGGCUUGCACGGCCCCCUCUGUUGGCCAACUUGCCCAUGGCCUCAACCUGUGUAGCUGCGUGAUGGACCUUCUCGACCUGACUCCGGAUGAUGGUAAAACCUAUGUUUGGGCAGUCCAGCCGGAUUCCAGAAAGCAGCUGAAAGCUUUGGGCCUCCCACUGUGUACUCACGCCAGGGAAUUGGGUGGGGUCCUUUCCUUUGGCAGGGCCACUCGCAACCUCGCUCUGGUUGAGCGCUGCCAAAACACUAAAGACCUGUUUGCCAGAUUACGCCGGUCACCUGCCACACUCAAGCAGAAGUUGUCCGUUCUCCCCCUCAAAUUUUGGGCCCGGGCUCUGCACGGCAUCUCGAUUUGCCCUCUCGCUGAAGCUCAGGUGCAUUCUUUGCGAUGCUCCGCUACCAAAGCACUUCGGAUUAACCCUGCCGGCAGCAGUUCCACACUGAGGUUAUCGGUCCAUUCCAACCUCGAUGCCGACCCCGGCUUCUUCCAACUGUGGGCCACGAUUCGUGAUCUUCGGCGUAUGUGCAGCAAGCACGACUCAGUGCUCUCCCUGUGGACUUCUUUCGUUCGUGGCUUUCGCGGCGAACUCCAACAUGGCCCAUUCUCCAAGCUUUUGUCUGUUCUCAACCGCAUCGGUUGGCAGAUCGCUCACCCUCCCCAGGUUGUUGACCAGCACGGCCUGGAACUUAAUUUGCUUCAGGUCCCUGACCUCACUCUGCGCAGGCUGCUCGAACAGGCUUGGCUCGAUCAAACAGCCACAGAACACAGACACCGGAAGACAAUGCAUGAUCUCUUCGGCAUUGAUCGUGCGCUGCUGAGGCAUUCGGAGCGAGGGCUUCCACCUCUUCAACUGGCCCGGCUGAAUGCCCUCCGAUCAGGUGCUUUCCUUUUCGAUGAUGCCCACAGCAAGUUUGACCUCAGCAUCACCGGAAUGUGUGUGCAGUGCGGGGUUGCCGACACCCCUGAACAUCGGGUUUGCUGGUGCCCACGCUUCCAGCAAGCGAGGACUGGAGUUGAAUGGGUCUGUCGCCUUUGGCCCGACCUCCCCUCCUGCACUACCCAUCACCUUCUAGCUCCAUCCUCGCCACAUGUCCCGCUCAUUCGCAAGUGUCUGCAGGCUACCCCUGAUCUAUCAGGCAACUUCGCCUCAUCAACCUGUUGCGCCGGCUUCCAGCACCUCUUCACAGAUGGCUCUUGCAUCUACCCAGAAGUUCCGGAACUAGCCCUGGCCUCGUGGGGUGUCAUGCACGCCGGCACGGGGCAAAUUAUCGGAUGCGGCCCA